UAUACUCUCGUAUGUUAUUCGAUUUUAUCCCAAUGUACUCAUACAUUUAACAUGUGCUGUUUAUAAACUGUGAAAGUUCAAAAUACCUAUUUUUUAGCGGCCGAGCCCGUCGGUGAUGAAUGUAGAUAUAAAGGACAAAAACUGUCGACAGCAGAAAAGCCCAUCCAAGGAGUCUAACUAGUAGUAGGAGCUUUCUAUUCCUUUGUUUUCUAUUAUCUAUAAUCUAAGCUAUAUUGAGCUAUUAAUUACUAUUAUUUUACAUGCUGUAAUGGUCUGCUAAAUAUUGCGGAGUCGACAUUCAAAGCACUGGUUUAACCAAAUAGACCUAUAGCUCAUCAUCAUUUACAAUCUAAACUACUGUUUUUCUAUUCUUACCUUGCUUAUACCAGACCAUUAUUUUCAAUCGCUUUUUUGCAGUAUUUAGGGGUUUUUAUGGUGGAAAUUCCCAAUAGACUUUACAGAUAUUCUAGAAACACUGCAAACGCGCCUUCAGAAAAAUAUUUGUUCAGUAACCAAGCCUUCAAAUAGCACCACAGGGUUCCCGGGCCUGUAGUGUUUUGCUAAUUACUUUUUGCGAUUUUUGUUWAAAAAAAACGUUUUUCAAGUAUGAAGGUGGGAUAAAGUUAUCACUCUAUACAUUUUGUAUGAGUUUUAUAUACCAGUUGAUAAUGAUAACGUUAUCAACCCUGGCCCCUGGACGUGAUGUCUUUUACGCAAAGUCCUGUUUUCAAACCAGCCGUCAUGAGAAAUCUGUGCAUCAAUGAAAUCAAAAUUUGUUGAUUUUUGCUCAAUUAAAACAUACACUCAAAUCAUAAAAACCAAGGCGGUCUUACUGAUUUUAUCACGUUUUAAGACAACAAUAUUAUCAAAGUCGCCGAUAAUAAUACACACAACGCCAAUCAAUGAAUGUAAGGCCAUAUUUGAUUAGGUAUUUCCACGAAAAAUAAACACGAAAAUCUGCUUUUGUCUAUACAAUGUCAGUCGGCAAACGUCAAGAAAAUACUUAGGGGAAAUGAAGGGCUUAGGAUGCUAAUCCGUCAUGAACGAAAACUAUACGAUAGGAAAACAAGGUAUGCAAAUAUUCAGAAUGAAAAAGGAAGAUUUUAAUAGGCGUUUUUGAGUAUUUGAUAGGAAUUUUUAGAGCAAAAUUCACAUUGAAGUGUUAUCCAAAAGUUUUUAUUUAUUAUUAUUAUUAUAUUUCAAAUAUGAUAACGGGAAUAAAAUGAGACAAAAAUGCAAAGUUUUCCUUUGUUAAAUGAAAGUAAAAUGUACCUUUAUUCAAAACUGCCAAAAGAAAAAAAAAAGAAAAAAAACGGAAAUGCUGGCAGAUGUCUUGGUAAUGGCUACUCCAUUAUGUACACUGAAAAAAUGUAGAUAUUAUCAGCAAUGAUUAUCAAAACGGUUUGUCAUGUGAGGUACAUAUCGUGCAAAAGUUUAUCUUCUGGUUAUUUCAUUACUGAUGGCGAGAAAAGGACUGAAAAAAAAAAAACAGAUAAAAAAACCUAGGGUCAAAUAAGACUUGACAUGUAUAUCAAUAUCGCUGAAAACUGACCGGCUUUUAAAGAAAACCAAUUAUAUUUACAAAUGUACAUUCAAUUAAUUAGAAGUCAGUCGUUUUUAAAAAUUGUCUAUCAAAUGCCAAGCAUUUUGUUAGAUAUCUUUUUUUUUUUGCAUGUGUUUGGCUAUUAAAAGAAAGCAGAAAUAAAUAAACUACCUCUUUCUUUUUAUAAUCACUUUAGUAACAAUAAUUCUUCGCGCAACCUGUGUAAACAAUGUUUUUUCUCAAAGGAGGAUGUAGUGUGUAAAUCAUGGGUAAAGCACCCUCUUUACUUACUAAACCAUUUCUUUCCAAAAACAUUGUUUAUUUCGGGAACUUUUGAUUGGAACAAAAAUAAAUUUGAUCUUAAUGGAUGAGUGAUUGCUUUUAAUUAUAACAGACGCGAAUAAUCCAAAGUUAAUCAUCCACAACAUUCUCAACACGAGUUCCUGUGAGGGCAGUUGUACUUGUGUCAACUUCUCUUCAGCAUCAAUGUGGUUUUUUAUUAAUUGUCUUUAAAUCAAUGUUCUGAAGCCAUUGAAUUCCUAACUAAGUCACGGACCGGAUCCUGAGGUGAGUUAUUGACAAAAGAUUCAAGUUUUCACUCAAAACAAAGCAAAGUCUUCUUGGUACACAGACUCUAUGUAAACGAAUGUCAACUUAUCUUAAGCCUUUGAAAGUCAAAACCAGUGUCUUAUAGAAACACACGAAAUCUCUUAAGCAAGUUAUUUUGAGGUUAACAAAAGCAAAGAUCACCAAAUUAACAAGAAACAAAGAUACACUAAGGAUUUGUUACAUCAACCGAUAAUGAACUCGACUAACAUUCAAAAAGUAUCACAAGGAGCAACAGUAUUCUACUGCAUCAUCAUGGGAGCAGUUCUCACGACCGCUGUGUUUGGGAAUUGCUUAGUCCUCUUGGCGGUAAAAAGGACCAGAUCUUUAAGGAAUACAGCCGCUAUUUUAGUUGUUAAUCUAGCAUGUGUGGAUUUGGCGGUGACUGUGUGUAUUGUGCCAUUUGUCAUCGUUACUGCUUCAGCUCAACAGUGGGUGUUAUCAAGAGAGCUUUGUCUCGCUACGGGGUUCAUGAAUUCAUUUUUGACGGCAGCUCAGAUCAUGGCAUUACUUCAUAUUAGUUUAAACCGAUUUUUAGCCGUUGCAUAUCCUCAUUCGUACGACACGAAACUCUCCAAGCGAAUCACGCUCGCUAUGGUUGUCACGGGCUGGGUUUAUUCCUUCUUCUGGACUCAUUUGCCGUUUUACGGUUGGGGGUCCCUGGGGUUCAUCAAAGGGACUCUCUUCUGUAAUAUUUUGUGGUCUCAGCAAUUAAGCUUUGCGGUCACAGCACAGGCAUUAUGUUACUUUAUUCCGUGUAUAAUAGCAGGAACACUAUAUUUAGUGACCUAUAUUAAUGUACGUAAGCACUGGAAGAGAGCGAAAGAACGGACUCAAUCAACGAUGUCACUGGGCGAAAUAAACAUAGCCGCAGCUGUCACGCAAUCCACAGAAGCAGUCACAGCUUCGGUAACGCAAUCUGCUGUGGAAGUGACAAUUAAUCAAGAAGAUGCGGAAUCGGCAAAAGCCACUCGUGAAGCAGCGAGAGCUGCAAGGUCGAGGAGAAAACGACGAAGAGCGAUGGAAAACCGCGUGACAAAGACCCUUCUGGGAGUAGCCAUUGCUUUCGCCGUAUGCUGGUUCCCACGAGGGGUCGCAAAUCUAUGGGCCUUAUUCAUGGGUCGUGAUAAGGUCCCUAUUGGUCUAGAGUAUGCUUCCACGGCGUUUGUAUUCAUGAAUUCAUCUGUAAACCCUGCCAUAUAUGGUGCCCUUAACCAGGAUUUCUACAAAGCUUUCAUCAGUAUAUUGUCUUGUCAGAAGAUGAAACGAAGUCGGAGUGAUACGGAAUUCGGAUCUGGGUCGAUUUCACGGACAGGAAAAAAGAUAUAAGCCCACUCUAACCUCGACUUCACGAGUGACGUCAUCACUGUUUUAAACGUGACUGUUGCGACUGUUCUGAAAUGGAGCUCUUGGGUAUAAUAUGAAUGCAAAUCGUUUUGCGGGUGAAGCUAACUGCCUGAAAGGGCUGCAACGGAGGCUAUCAGCUGAUCACAACAUAACCCAAACAUGAAGAGCUUUCUUCCGUUACAACUUUCCGGAUUCCAAACGACUGGCUUCCAAAUUCCUAGAUUCCUUGUUUUUAGUAAGGAUUUGGGAAACAAUACAGUACUAGAUUCAGUUCGUUAUUCUGAUUCUAUGGAACUACAUGCUAAAGAGUCUGGAUUUCACUCCGGGUUGCUGUUAUUUAUCAACAUUAGAAUAUGACAAAUAUCGGAUAUUUGAGAACCAAUCAGAACAAUCCAGUAUGUCACGCAAUAAUUGACACUGUACAUAUAUUUAUUUAUUCAAUGAAGUAUACCGUUGCAAAUUUUAUCAAAAAUCCUACGAUAGUAUUAUCAAGAUUCUGUCAGUGGUGCUACGCACUGCAUUGAUUAAAUUUUUUUAAGGCAUAAUUCAUAUGAUUUGGUAUAGCCAUAGUUCACAUUACGGCACCAGUUCAUAUAGGUACGGCACGUGAAACGCACGCCGGAUAAUACCUUUGUGUACACCGAUACUCAAUGUUAUUCAUCGACACAACAUCACCCAAUUAUUCUUUAAAAUUUAUGCAUCUUAUAAAGGAAAUAAGAAAUUAUUGAAAUGUAAGACUGUAUUAAAUGUUGUAUGAAGAUGAUAGCUAGACUAAGCAAUGGGCAACGACGCUAUUUUCUCAUCGCGCAAAGCAUAACGGUAAUGGAAGUCAUCGCGUUAGUUAUCACCAUUUUAAAAUACUCCAAAAAAUCUAUUUCGUGCUUUCAAGAUGUAUAAGUAAUUUUGCAGGUCGAUUUUCGAUUGCUUUGCCUUUGUUGUAAGAACGAUUUUUAGUUUCAGAUCAGUUCAAAACUAGCAAUCGACGAUCAAUCGCACCAACUGAUGUUAGAUUGUGUUCAAUGGACUUCUGAACCUUCUACGUCACUAAUUGGUUUUCAAUAAAUUGUGGGAUCAGUUUCCAGAGAAAACAAAAGAAAUCCGCCAUGUUCUGUGAAAACAUAUCCUAAAAUGCAUUGCGAAUUUGGAGUACAUGACGUAAAAGAUUCAGAGGUCUAUUGUCGAAUGUUUGAUUGACUACGCUAUGCAUGUCUGACUUAUAUUAUGGUUUACUCACAAACUCUAAAGUUACUAGGGCACAAUUAGUUUUACUACCUAUCUUUGAUUCACGGGGAAAUGUGGUAUAACAGAACCGGAGACAGUUGUCACUAAACUCUAAAAUUGUUGCUGCCGAAAAUCAUAUUUUCUGUGGCUGAAUGGAAUUCGCUGUCGCUAAGAAUAAAUUUGUUUCAAUUUGCUAAAAAAAUCGGUUAAAUUUACUAAGUAGGGAUGGACAAAGAUAAAGUCAAAGUCUCCAAAGGAGAUUGUGAACGAGCUCUUUGGUCUGAGUAACCCAUAAUGACAGGGGCGGAUCCAGGAUUAUCCUCAGGGAGGGGUGCGGGGCACUCAGUAGGAGGUGCACCACACAAAACAUCAUUACCAUGAAGAUACAAAAUAAGGAAAGUAUUGAAGGAUAGAGAUCUCGAAGGGGAGUUGGUGCGCACCUCCUGCACCCCCACCAGUUGGAUCCGCCCCUGAAUGAGCUCUGCCAUGUUCUUGUUGAUGUUUAGGGAAAAUCCAUCUGAAGCGUGUGAAAUUAUGGAGAUUUAAAAGUAUAAGAUCAGAGCCGCAUUUCUUGUCAAAUGCUAAGGAUCCUUUCAUUAUUAUAUAGCCUCAUUCAAAAUAUCGUCGAUCUAUUUGCUUCUCAUU
Molecule: messenger RNA, 5362 nt
Organism: Exaiptasia diaphana
Lineage: Eukaryota; Metazoa; Cnidaria; Anthozoa; Actiniaria; Aiptasiidae
Product: tyramine receptor Ser-2
Exons: 1
Coding region: 2345-3478 (377 amino acids)
Biological process (GO): G protein-coupled receptor signaling pathway
Cellular component (GO): membrane
Molecular function (GO): G protein-coupled receptor activity
Source: RefSeq, a predicted model, not a curated record